Caenorhabditis sp. 36 PRJEB53466 is the source of this 3090-nucleotide messenger RNA. Lineage: Eukaryota; Metazoa; Nematoda; Chromadorea; Rhabditida; Rhabditidae. The record is from the annotation of a GenBank genome assembly.
AUGAUGCUCGAUUCGGCUCAUUUUGUUUUCUACUUUUAUAUGUAAGUUUUGAGGUGAAACCGAAAACAAAAAAAAAUUAUUUCAAAUGACAAACACUUCAUAGUAGUAGAUCCCGAACUUUCGAACUAUAAAGUAGUCUGCAUCUGCUGGUUCUUGUCCCAUUUCGAUGUCUUUGACAUGGCCCGAUCUCUCCAGUAUCAAACUUGAAUGUUUCGACGACAAUGAUCUUUCAAACGGAGACCGACUAUAUAUUAACAUAAGAGAGUGCCUCCCUUUGUUCCUAAUCGUACCAUGCCUUGCCACUCUCCCCUCAUCGCUAUCAUGAUGUGAGUUCCCCUCCCUCUUCCCGAAUGAUAAGCGCUAUCAGCAGUUCAAAGUCUCCUACGUGACUGUACUGUCUGUUUGAUAGAUAUCCAAAACACUACAGAAGCAAUUGUGACUUGCAGAAAGUCACGUAGACCAAUGGCUAGAUGCGGACAAAAAAGGAGCGUAUAAAUAUCUGGGGUGAAAUGCAUUAUGGGAAAUUCGGAAAUCCGGCCUUCAUUUCUAUUUCAAUGUCAACUUCCCAAAUUUGCUUCCGUUUCACACUUGGCAGAAUCGUAGAUUCGCCCGCUUCUACCCGUUUCAUUUUUCAAGAGAAAAAGGCGAAGAAGACGACGACGACGAUGUGAUGCAAUCUGGCUAGUGGAGAAGCAUCAAAAAGUGCACGUGAAGAGCACGUGUUUGCGUCUCUCCGUUUCGCCCACUCUCUCGCCGCCUAGUCUCUGUCUUCUCCUCACUUCUCUUUCGGGGACUUCCCUUUUCCCGCCCGCCCGCCUCACACAAAUUAGUUAUUGCAAACUGCACGUACACUCUCUCUCUCUCCUGAUACUGUAAUCAGUAUAAAACGGAAAUAGAAGAUGAUAGUUUCAUAACUACAGUAAUCACUUCUCUCACUGUUCUUUGGAGUCUGAUAGUUCUCCGACUUCUCGGAAAGAAAGCGCCUUUUUUUCUAUGUGCUUCUCCGUAAUCCCCAGUCAGAAAUUCUUCCACAAAUGCACGUUUACUCAUGCGUUUCUCCCAACUUCCUGCUGACAAAGCAAUGUGUGUGUGUGCGUGGUACCAGUUGGUCUUCUGUCAUUCCUUUCGACUCUCCCUUUCACUUUACACCCGCAUGUUCCGCUUCUUUUUCUUCUUGCCUCUGCAAACUGUAUCUGAAUGAGACGUGGUAUCGUUCUCUCGCUCUCAUAAUCGACGUCACUGGCCAGAAAUCAGCAUUGUCCUCCCCCUCCUCCCUCUUCCUCUCUUUCCUCCGCAUCACGACGCGCCGCAACCGCGUCUCUUCCCUCCGCCUCAUUAUUCGUUCGCGCAUGUGUCGACAGAGUGCAUGCCACUUUUCGGUCCCUCUUUUUCGCUGGGAAGUCCUUCGUUUUCCUUUGCCUGCUGUCAACGCUCCGUGAAACUUUCAUUGCGUUUCCGGAAAUAUAUAUUGGCUAUAAAGGUACAUGACCACACAUCGGCAUUCUAAUUCCGUCGAUCGAAAGAUGAAUUCUAAAGUAACUCUUUGUUACUGUGAACUAUUUUUUGCUCACAAAAUUCAUGCGUAAUCAAUAGAAAAUUGUUCUGUUUUUUCUCAUUCAAUUCAUUGUGAUGGCCCACAGGAAACUAGGUAAUCAGACUCCUUCGAGGGGAAUCCUCUCCGACAUUCUCUUGAGAGUUCCGCGAUUUUUGAAGAUCGCGUGAUCACAGAACGUCUCUCCACGGCCCGCCUAUAAAUCACCCGAUUCUUCCGAACCGUACUUUGUUCGCUCCUCUCCGUCGCGUCAGACUCCUCUUUUUUGCGCCCAUCGGGGCCUUCGCUAUCAUCCUGAUCUUUGACACUUUGCCCUCUGUUUCCAGUCUAUCUCACGUCACUGAACCUUUUUUAGGCUACUAUAAAUAUGGGGAUUGGUGACCGGCAUUCCCUCAUUCUCUCCACCUCAUCCGCAUCACAAAUCAGUUCCACAUUUCAGAAUGAUCCGCGUCGCACUGCCAACAUCUGCGGCCGCCGUGCCCCGCUCAAUCAUGACAUCAGCGACGGAGAGCAUCGUCAAGAACCACGAAGAGGAGACGAAGCGAGUGUGGCGGAAGGCCAACGCCGUCUGCUUCGACGUCGACUCGACAGUUUGCCAGGACGAAGGAAUCGACGAGUUGGCUGCGUACCUGGGCGUAGGUGAGGCCGUCGCCAAUGUGACGCGGACGGCGAUGAACGGCAACGCUCGCUUCAGGUAUAGGUAAUACCUGGAAGCACGGUUUGAAUCUGGAAGUGUGCGUGCUUUCUCACUUGUUUCCCUCUAACUGAAUGCUGCCUUCCGUAAUUCCUUCCGUGUUUUACUCUUUGGAGUGUUGUUUGUGAACAAAAGUAUGGAGAAUAGUGGGAAACAGACACUUGUUUUUGAUCUCAAGUGAUUCGAUUUUCGUUUUUCUUCCUUCUUUUCUCAUUCGCAUUGCUCCUCUCUUAUUCGUCAUCUUCUAAUCCGUACUAUUCUUUCAGAGAUGCUCUUGCCGCCCGUCUGCAGGUAAUGAAACCAAACACGGAGCAACUGGAGCAGUUCGUCAACAUCACUCGUCCGAAGCUCACUCCAGGAAUCAAAGAGCUCGUCAGCCGGCUGCACGCUCGCGGCACACACGUCUAUCUCGUCUCUGGAGGCUUCCGGAGACUCAUUCAGCCGGUUGCCGAACUGCUCGGAAUCGAUAAAAAUCGCAUUUAUGCUAAUGAGAUUCUGUUCGAUAAACUAGGAAACUACAAUGGAUUCGACACGCGCGAACUGACCAGUGAUUCCGGAAGUAAAGAAGUGAGAAACCCAAAAGAUGAACGACGGGUGAACGAAUGAGUUUCAGACGGGUAAACCGGCGGUCAUUUCGCUGCUCAAGAAAAAAUACCACUACAAAACGGUAGUGAUGGUUGGAGACGGAGCCACAGACGCAGAGGCUGCUCCGCCCGCCGACGCGUUCAUCGGAUUCGGAGGAAAUGUCGUGAGAGAAGGAGUGAAAGCCCGUGCCAAGUGGUACGUGACGGACUUUGAUGUUCUGCGAAAAGAUUUGGAGCACGACGACUCCGACGACGAAUGA